Messenger RNA from Papilio xuthus (Asian swallowtail), 1243 nucleotides. It is a transcript of the gene rush, whose product is annotated as pleckstrin homology and FYVE domain containing family member rush hour. The coding region runs from base 90 to 953 and encodes 287 amino acids. Gene Ontology annotation, biological process: endosome to lysosome transport; endosome organization. NCBI's taxonomy places the organism in Eukaryota, Metazoa, Arthropoda, Insecta, Lepidoptera, Papilionidae. The transcript is spliced from 9 exons. The record is from RefSeq and is a predicted model, not a curated record. Gene Ontology annotation, molecular function: phosphatidylinositol binding; metal ion binding. Gene Ontology annotation, cellular component: early endosome.
AAUUUCCAAUGGCAAUGAAUUUAGAGAAUGACACAUUUUUCUCUGUCGUUUCGUGUCUAGUGUCUACGAAUCGAAAAUAAAUUUCUAUAAUGGUGGAUCGUUUAGUAAAUAGCGAAGCAAAUGCCAGACGAAUUGCAAUGGUGGAGAACUGCUUCGGCAGUUCUGGUCAGCCACUGGCAGAGCAAGGAAGGGUCUUGGUGGGAGAAGGGGUCUUGACAAAAAUGUGCCGCAAGAAGCCAAAAGCCCGUCAAUUUUUUCUUUUCAAUGACAUCUUAGUAUAUGGCAACAUAGUCAUAAAUAAGAAAAAGUAUAAUAAGCAACAUGUUAUUCCACUUGAGGAAGUGAAGCUGGAGUCACUUAAAGAUGAAGGACAAUAUCGUAAUGGUUGGUUGAUACGCACUGCCUCCAAAUCUUUUGCGGUGUACGCAGCAACAGCCACAGAGAAAGAAGAAUGGAUGGCUCACAUAGAGAAAUGCAUAGAAGAUUUAUUAAGGAAAAGUGGUAAGCAGCCACCCUCAGAGCAUGCGGCUGUGUGGGUGCCUGACAAUGAGGCCGCGAUAUGCAUGCACUGCAAGAAGACACAGUUUACUGUUCUCAACAGGAGACACCACUGCCGCAAGUGUGGGUCGGUGGUGUGCGGGCCGUGCUCGUCAAAGCGCUGGGUGCUCCGGGGACAGAGUGACAAGCCGCUGCGUGUGUGCCUGCAGUGCUAUGACGACCUGACACGUGAGCGCGCCCGCGUGCCUCCCCUCGCGCAGCCCGCCGCCCACACACCACAUACAGCUGCAGUGAAAUCUGCAUUGGACACAGCAGGCUCGGGCGGCGACUCCUCUGCGGACGACGACAGCGAUGAUGAUGAUGACCGCGCACCCGCAGACCACAGCCACGACGAGGGUUUUACAAGUUAUAACGGUGUCAAAAAUGGAUUCACCAAUAAAGUGACAACCGUAUAGUAGCAAUUGUGACCGUCCAAAGUUCUACGGUGACGGCGAAAAGACUGAAGAGACCAACAAUCAUUCGUCCAAGGAAACAAAGUGAACGAGACCGAAUGAACGACAUCAUUCAUAGGGUUCAUACAUUAUACAUAAGUAUUAAAUACAUGCAAUUUAAAACAAUAAUUCCUUAUGUCAAACCAUUGUACUGCAUCUUGAUUAAUUAUUAGGUAAUUAACAGGUUUCGUACUAAAAUAUAAGUUUUUUACUACAAAUUUUAGAUUAUUUGGAAUUUUAUGUUACAUUUUUUU